AUGUUAAGUUCAGAGCCACUAACAAAGGAAAGUGAAUACGAUUUCAGCAACUUUAAGCCAAUUGAAAUAUUCACAUACCCUAACCAAGUUUCAAAAACUAUAUGGAACUUCAAUUCAAAUAAUAUUUUGCAAACUACAUCGCAAAUCAUUGAUCUCAUUAACAAUAACAAAGUACCCAUCCAGAUGGUACUUUACUUGAUCGAUAAUAUUUCGAAAUCUCGUGCUAAAGAAAUCGAAUUAUUUGCGGAACUUUAUCAAAAUAUAUCAAACAAAUUCUCAUGCAUCAUCAAACCUAGUAAUGAGAGGUUAGCAACGCUUUUACAUUAUAAAGGUAUCAAAUUUGAAAACUUCCAACCAUUUAUGAAAGAAGAAGAAAUUCUGAAUUUAUAUUCUACAGAAUCUCCAUUAUACUACAUUGCAUGGGAUAAAGUUGAUGAACUUAAAUGCAAAUUCCCAAAUCUUAAUUUUGAUCCGAUAAAAGAUCAUGAAUUCUCUCCAUUUGAUUGCGCUAUUUUUAUGGAUCAGAAUUGUGUUUCAAUUACUUGA
Molecule: messenger RNA, 546 nt
Organism: Trichomonas vaginalis G3
Lineage: Eukaryota; Parabasalia; Trichomonadida; Trichomonadidae
Product: protein ubiquitination
Exons: 1
Coding region: 1-546 (181 amino acids)
Source: RefSeq, a predicted model, not a curated record